This is a messenger RNA of Quercus robur (English oak), 2732 nucleotides long. RefSeq lists its product as uncharacterized. Gene Ontology annotation, molecular function: zinc ion binding. Gene Ontology annotation, cellular component: nucleus. Bases 170 to 2449 code for a protein of 759 amino acids. The record is from RefSeq and is a predicted model, not a curated record. Lineage: Eukaryota; Viridiplantae; Streptophyta; Magnoliopsida; Fagales; Fagaceae. The transcript is spliced from 7 exons.
GUAAUUGUGCCGUGGCUGUCUCAUCCCAUUGGAGAAGAAGCUUCGACUUUUGUCUCGAGUUUUUGAGGCAUCGAAUUCGAAGCUCUUAAGCACACAAAUACAAAAUACUGUGAGACUAGCUUUGUAAAAACAUUCCCAAAAUUUUUUGUUUCCAAAAACAACCAAAAAAAUGGUGCAAGAUUCAGAGUCGGAGAAGAGAUUCCAUACGAUUAUGGACAAGCUUUUUCACGCUCCCAAUCCCAAAUCCUCCAGUUCGUCUGGGCCUCAAUUAUCGAGAGGAAGAAAACGUCCAAACCCAUCAUCAGCGUUAGCACUAGUGGAACCUAGAUCGCGAGGGGAUAUAAUUGAGGGAUCGCAACAUUCAUCAGCUUUAGUGGGAACAUCUCAAGCACCAAUUUGUCGGCCGUGGGACCGUGGAGAUCUUAUGAGGAGAUUAGCCACAUUUAAGUCUAUGACGUGGUUUGCCAAACCCAAGGUAGUCAGUGCUGUGAAUUGUGCUAGGAGAGGUUGGGUCAAUGUAGAAAUGGAUAUAAUAGCCUGUGAAGCAUGUGGAGCACGUGUCCUCUUUUCUACUCCAUCAUCUUGGUCUCAGCAGCAAGUUGAGAAGGCAGCCUUGGUAUUUAGCUUAAAGCUGGACAGUGGACACAAAUUACUCUGCCCAUGGAUUGACAAUGCCUGCGAUGAAACACUGGCGCAGUUUCCACCUACAACACCUCCAGCUUUAGUUGAUAAAUUUAGAGAACGUUGCUCUGUGCUCUUACAACUUUUAGCUCUUCCUGUAAUAUCAUCUUCAGCCAUUGAGCACAUGAGAAGCCCUCAGCUGGAACAAUUUCUUGAACAAUCUUCAAUUCUGGAAUAUGGUGAUAUAUCUAAUGACAAUUAUCAAACAGAAUACCUGGCCAAUGAAUGUGAAGCAGAAUCUGCCAAUUUGUAUCAUCAGGCACAAAAGCUCAUAAGUUUGUGUGGUUGGGAACCUCGUUCACUACCUUAUGUGGUCAGCUCCAAGGAUGGAUCUAAUCAGUCUGCUAAAAAUGGAAAUACAUCAACUCCCUCUUCUUUAUUUGCUAAUAGACAGUACCCUAGCAUCAAUCUUAAGUCUGCUAGCAUCGACAAAAUUACGGAGGCUGAUGAAAAUUCCAAUAUUUCUACUGGAGUACAGUCUGAUACCCAUUCUGUUGUUUUAGAUUGUAAGCUUUGUGGAGCCAGUGUUGGAUUAUGGGCUUUCUCUACAGUUACACGGCCCAUGGAGUUAUUCAGAUUAGUUGGUUACACAGAAGUCAAUAGUGAAAAUGGUCCUGGAACCCAUGAUUUAGGGAACAUAAAUGAGGUUGUUGAUGAUGGUGGAGGUGUUAUCAGUACUACUGCAAGCGGUGCAACAUCAUUGAAGGAGGGCCCAAAAAAUUUAAACUUGACUAUUGCAGGGGGUCCUCCACCAACAAAACAGAAUUUUAAAGCAACCAUUUCUUUGCCUGUUAUUGGCCAGAAUUUAAGGUCUCGGUUUUCUUAUGAUUCUGAAUUUAGAGAUCGUAUAUAUGUUAACGAAGCAGAGAUUCGAUCUGAUUUUCAGAAUAAGAAUUUAUUUCAGGAGAAAAAUGACCGCACAAAGAACACUGAUAUUGAACACUUGGGGCUGUUAAAUAGCAAUAGACGUGAUCAUGGAUGGUGUAGUUCUACAUGCAAUGAUCAGUCACAUUGUUUGAACCAUGGCAUUACUGAAAAAGAUGAUGCUCUUAGAAAAGAGAAUGACAAUGAGAUGUUGGAAGGAACAAGUUUCGGUGGGCAAGGAACUUCACCUGAAGUUGGUAGGCACAAUUCUAUUGAAGAAGGUAUGAUUGAGGGCACGCAAAAUGUGGCACAGAGUUCCAGUCAGAAUGGCAUUUUGCCUGAAAAUGAUGAGAUUAUUAUUUCAGAUUCUUUACCAGCAGAGGAUUCGGGUACUUCUCAGGUUAGAGACCCUUCUAUUGUAGCACCAGAUUCUGAUGUCACAACUAGAAAUGGUGAGAGUAGCAAAGAUGACUCCCUGGUGGUGGUUGCACCUGCAAACUGCAAUUUGCAACAGAUUUCAGGAACAGAUAAAGUACAAUAUAAAGAAAUUUCUUUAGCUACCAAUAGAAUGCAGAUUCCUGAAAACAAUGAAUCCAUGAUCUGCAGUACAGGAAAAGAUCUGAUGCGGGUAGUUUCAGACAAAGCAAUGGAGUUUGACCCAAUCAGGCAGCACAGACAUUUUUGCCCUUGGAUUGCAUCAACAGGCAAUGGAGCACCUGGGUGGAAACAAACACUCUCUGCUUUACUACGUCAAAAAGGGGUUUCUACUUCACCUGAGAACUCUUCAGCUGCCUCCAUAAUUAAGGUAGAUGAUCCCAUCACUUCAGUCAGGAGGCUUUUCAUGUCUCCAUCUGCAAAAAGAAUGAAGACAACUCCUCUAUCAAGCCACAGCACCAAGCAUUAGCCAACUGAUUUUGCUGUGCAUCCUUGGGUUAUCUGAAAUUUAUGACAGUUGAUUUUCUACCAUUGAUUUGGCAGAAAUCGUAUGAGCUUGAGGUGAUGCAUUUGUCUUGGCAUGCAAUCCAUUUUGAAUAACUCCUGGAAAUGUUGUGUUUAUUGUUACUGAGUUCUUGUCACAAAUGUGGUUUGCUGCCAAACUACCGGUUGAGAAUCAAAACUGUAACUUUUACCUUAUUGGAGAGGCAACUUACAAUACUAAAAGAAUGUAUUGAGGCUUUUUUUUUUUU